CUGCUCCGUCCACAAUGUGGAAACCAGUGGAUCUACCCUUCCAGAACUCCCCACCAUUGCCUGCUCUCCCUACAACAGAUGAAAUCCGCGCCUGCACCAAUCUCCUAUGGGAGACCCAGGCCUCCAAGAUAGUGGCGCUGAACGACGAGAUCGUUGUAAAAUAUGGAGGUGGUGUAGACACCUGGGAAGGCCAGGCUCUGAUAUACCUUGAACGACACGUCCCAGACGUUCCAGCCCCCCGACUGUACGCGAUGUACUAUGAUUCCAACAAACUGUUCCUGGUCAUGCAACGCGCUCCCGGGGUGCCGCUGAAUACCAUCUGGGACUCAUUGCCGCCCUCCGAGAAAGAUGGCAUUAUCGGCAACCUGCAACGGAUAUUCUCCACAAUGCGCAAGGCCGAAUGUCCAUGGCCUGACGACUUUUUCGGAAGCCUGGAUGGCGGCCCCGUACAUCACUACCUAUUCUAUAGCCAACAUGAAGGGGACGAGAGGUAUCUAGGGCCUUUCUGCGGCGAACCGGCCUUCGUGGCGGGCCUGGUCGGGAAUUAUAGGGCUUUGCUCGAUAGCAAUAAUCACCCAGAUUACAAGUGUCGGUUUUACGAGAAAUACCUCCCUCGUGUCCUUCAGGGACACCGGCCUACACUGACGCACGGGGACGUGCAGCAGAAGAACAUUAUUGUCGCGGAGAAUACAUCCCGCGCGAACGAUCAGGGUGGGCGAUCUUUUGACGUCGUACUUGUCGAUUGGGAGAAUUCUGGUUGGUUUCCUGACUUCUGGGAAUUCUUUUGUGCGUCUUAUCCUUUUCAUUUCCAGUGGGAUGAGGACUGGUCCUGGCGAGUCCAGGAGUUUGUGGAAGUAUGGCCCGCUGAGAUGUCCGUAAUGCAUCUGAUAGACAGGGAUCUAGGCAUGUGA
Aspergillus melleus is the source of this 911-nucleotide messenger RNA. RefSeq lists its product as uncharacterized. The transcript has a single exon. Lineage: Eukaryota; Fungi; Ascomycota; Eurotiomycetes; Eurotiales; Aspergillaceae. The record is from RefSeq and is a predicted model, not a curated record. Bases 15 to 911 code for a protein of 298 amino acids.